UGGCUGGAGGCUUCACUUUGAACAAACGCGAUCUAUCGUUUGCCUUUAGGACCUGCCUGUACGGGUGUAGUUAAACUUAAGAAGACAAGUCUCAAAUGUUCUGUCCGUUAGUCGGGGCAGUCGAAUGCAUCAAAAGCAUGAUUUUGAAGGAAUAAAACCCCUCAAAUCGUCUACUUGACAGUUUACGGUAUUCAUUGCUUUAACAAACGGUAUCUGGUGGAAGAGAAGAUCUAAAGUCUUAGUUAUGGAUCCAGAAAGACAGAAGCGUAAAGAAGAAAUUCAGAAAUCUCUGGGAUUCAUUCAGUCAUCCUUGCCUUUCCCUGAACCUGAAGGUUAUGAGGCAUUUCUGACCCAGCUAGUGUGUAAUUUGCUGGAUGAGGGUAAUGCAGUAUUUCGUGAUGGAGAGUGGAGACAGGCUGCUGUACAUUACAGCGAGGGUGUGAAUGUAUCGCGCUAUGCUCAGUCUGAAGCCCUAGUCAUUCCCCAAGAGUUGUUAGAGAGCCUAUAUGUGAACCGGGCUGCUGCACACUACAAUCUAGGAGAGUUUGAGCGGGGAGUGCAGGACUGUGACAGUGCACUGUGUGUGUCGGAGGGCAGUCGCAGGGCACUCUACAGGAAGGCACUUUGUCUAAGGGAGCUGGGCCGACUCAGAGAGGCUUAUGAGUGUGGCACUGGAUGCUUACUAACUGCCCCUCAUGACAGACAAGUUAGUGAACUUGCUCAGGAUCUCGCCAACAAACUGGGUUUGAAAAUACGCAAAGCCUACGUCAGCCCUCAGAUUGAUUCCACAACAUCUGGGACAGACAACAGUGGAGAAACUAAUUCUCCUAAAGGGGAGACCUCCUCAAAUGGUCUCGAGUCUUUGACUGAUAUUGACUCAGACCUUACAAGUGCCCAAUGCAUCCCUGCCCCUUUGGCAACACCAAUCCCAGUCAGUGAUGACCCCCAAAUGCCCACACUUAGCCCAGUUGUGCCCCAAGACAUGCCCGAGAGCCCAAGCCAGGAGCCGUCGGGGCGGGUACCAUACUCUGUGCCUGUAUCUGAACACAUGGGGGAAUGUGUGAUGAAUGAAGAAUGUCUGGAAACAUUGCUGGAAAGUAUUCCUAAAGGUGCUGAAGUCAGCGUGAACCCAGUUCAGGGGGCCAUUCCCACUAACCUUCCAAACACUGCUGUGGGUUUGAGGCCUCCAUACUCUCCUGGUCUUCCAGCCUCCUCUUCUCAGCUUACAACAACAUAUUUCAACUCUGCUGUCAGUUCACUCACCCCACUGGAAUCAUUCUCUGUGCUGAGCCAAAGUGAAGCCUCUUCCCAGACGAUGGACUCCCUUGGCUCCUUUAGCUCUGGGGCUGGAACAGGAGACACUGGUGGAAAGACAGUGUCUGGAUCACUGAGCACAGGAGGAUUGGAUUCCCUCUCUGAGUACACACUUCCUGGUGGACGAAUCUCUCACAGUUUCAUCCCUGGUUUGCGUAACCAUAAUGCCACCAAUGCAGUGAGUCUUAUCUCUUCCAUUCCGAACGGCCCAGCAGGUACCAAUCUCUCUUUGCUGUCACGAAACCCUCUGACUGUCACACAUGAGUUUAGACAGGCCUGUAAUGCCUGCUACAGUCGCGUAGGGCCCCGGGUCAUGGACUACCAUUAUCAGCCUGACGCAGCUCAUCGGUGUAAGAGAGAUGUGCUGCUCUGUCGCCUCAAAUCAUCAGACGACUCCACCUGGAAGAGGGUGCGACCUCGUCCUGCACGUAAUAACUUCCUUGGUGCAUUUGUUCUCUGCAAAGAGGUACAGGAGCGUCAGGAGUGCCAGUAUGGCGAGAACUGCACUUUUGCCUAUUGCCAGGAAGAGAUAGAUGUGUGGACCCAAGAAAGGAAGGGAGCUUUAAGCCGAGAGCUUCUGUUUGACCCUCUGGGCACCAACGAAAGGCGGGCCCUCAGUGUCACCCGUCUGCUUCAGCUCCAUAUGGGCAUGUUUAUGUUCCUCUGUGAGGAAUGUUUUGACAGUAAGCCUCGUAUCAUUAGCAAGCGAAGCAAAGAGAAUCUUGCUGUGUGUUCCAACCUCACUGCACGACAUCCCUUUGAUGAUAACAAAUGCCUGGUGCAUGUGGUUCGCUCAGCAAACGUGCGCUACAGUAAAGUACGUCCUCUUCACCCACUUUGCCAGUUUGACGUGUGCCGCCACGAAGUGCGUUAUGGCUGCCAGCGGGAGGACAGUUGCUCCUUUGCACACUCAGUCAUUGAGCUGAAGUGUUGGGUGCUUCAGCAGGACACAGGUAUUACCCAUGAAGAGAUGGUGCAGGAAUCUAAGAGACACUGGCACAGAUUGGAACAGAAUGCACAGAGACAAAAGCCCAUGCUCGGACCCCACCAUCCUACUAGUAUCAGCAGCAACAGCAGUGCUGUGGUCAGUGGUGGAGGAGACAACAGCAUCGGAGGAGGACUAGUAGGAUGCGGUCGUGGGCGUGGCCUUAAUCUGAAGUUGAAGUUUGUGUGUGGACAGUGUUGGAGGGAGGGGCAGGUCAACGAGCCAGACAAGUCACUGAAGUACUGCACUGCCAAAGCCAGGCACAGCUGGACAAAAGAGCGUAGGGUGUUGCUAGUGAAAUCAUUUGAGAAGAAAAAGUGGGUGGUAGUGCGACCGCUGCCUUUUUCUCGUACCUACCCACAACAAUAUGAUAUGUGCGUUCAUGUCAUGAAACAGAAGAAGUGCCACUAUAUUGGGAACUGUUCUUUUGCACAUAGUUUGGAGGAGAGGGAUGUGUGGACCUACAUGAAAAACAACAGUUUGAGAGACAUGCAGCAGAUGUACGAGAUGUGGCUAUCGUUGACCAAUCAGAACCGGCGCACCGAUAGCACCCACUUGACUCCACCUCUGGAAGAAAAACAGAUAGCCAUGCCAACUGACUAUUCUGAGUCAAUGGUUGGGCGGCGGCUGUCUGGAGGUGGAGGAGAUCUGUGACCUUGCAGGCAAUGUGGCUGUCUGGAUGAGACUUCCUGUUCAGAUGUUCCUGUUCUUCCCCACUCUUUCAGUGCCACUCUGGGAAGUACCAGGCUCUAUUCCCCUGAAGGGCAGAGUGCCUGACUAUAGGACUUACACAGUGAUUGUUGCCACAUAUACACACACACACACACACACACCACAUGCUUUACCGCUAAGUAACAAACACACUUGCACACUCACUGACAUGACUUGGCACAAACUCAUGUAUGUGAAAGUGCACACUGGUACUUUUACAGCUAACUUAAGGAGAGUUUUUGAGUUCCUUAAAUACAUUUAUGAGGAGUUGCAGGCAAAAUGUCACAUCUUUUCCCUCAAACCUCACUGUUCCCACAGUGCUUGAUUAACUCUUGGCCAAGAAGGACUGGUUCCCCCACUGUCAAGUCAAACCACCAGUCAAGACGCCACUCAUGUUUCAGUCAGGCACAACUGGUCUAUCUUGCAUAAUCCCAGUCACAGAUCUUGCACUGACAUGCACUCAUGUCCUCAGUUGUUCGGUUUGAACUGAGCAAUCACGGGACAGUGUUUGGUAUAGACGAGAAAGCAGCACACUGGAGGGCUGUUUGUACAUCUCUGCAGUCCCUGUCCAGCAUGAUCUGACCCUUUAGAUUAAUACAGUUUGGUUGCAGUUCAGCUGUGAUUGUGUUCGUUUGAUAAAACUAUUUUUGCUUUGGUUGAGAAUAUUUAGAAAGCGUGAUUGAUGGUUGGAAUAUAUUUCCAUGUUAUUUUAUUUUAGUUUAUAGAUUGGGGUUUGAAAUGCUUAAACUAUAAAGUCCAUAAACAUGCUCAAAGGAACCGCACAGUUCAACACAGGCCAGUAACCUAACAGUUCUUCAUUUGAUUGCAUAAUAGAAGUAUGAAUGGAGACAAAUUAGCAAGAAAAUACACAAAAGAGCUCUAUUUGCCUUCCGUAUUCAUAAUUAUAUCUAGUUCAAAAAUAUACUGUUUAGACAUUCUGUGCUACCCUUAGUAAGCCUUGUCCUUACUUUUAGAGGACGUGUGUGUAUGUGUGUGUGUGUGUGUGUGUGUGUGUGUAUGUAUAUAUAUAUAUAUAUACACACACACACACACACACACACACACACACAAUAUUGGCAUACUACUAAUGUUUAUUGAUAACUUAGCAUUUAAGCUUAAGUAUAACCUUACCUUGUAUUGAUUACAUAGAACAUCUUGUUAUUGAGCUAUGCUAUAUGACAUGUAUUGCUGAUUAGAUGGUUAGUGAUUUUUUUUUUCUUAUGCAAGUUAUUCCAGGAAUGUAAGUUUUGUGUGAUCAAGAUGAGAAUUUGCUAUCCCAAACUGCCUUAAAGUUAUAGUUCACCCAAAAAUGAAUAUUCUUUCAUUUACUCACCCUCAUGCCAUCCCAGAUGUGUAUGACUUCUGCAGAACACAAAGAUUUUUAAAAGAAUAUCUCAGCUCUGUAGGUCCAUACAAUGCA
Molecule: messenger RNA, 4430 nt
Organism: Myxocyprinus asiaticus (Chinese sucker)
Lineage: Eukaryota; Metazoa; Chordata; Actinopteri; Cypriniformes; Catostomidae
Product: zinc finger CCCH domain-containing protein 7B-like
Exons: 23
Coding region: 245-2953 (902 amino acids)
Biological process (GO): miRNA processing
Molecular function (GO): metal ion binding; miRNA binding; protein binding
Source: RefSeq, a predicted model, not a curated record